AUUAUUCAAUGAAAAUAAUCUUUCUUCAUGGUAUCAGAGCCUAACCAAAAACCCUAAUCUCUCCUCCUCUCACUUUUUCGGCCUUCCUCAUCCUUCUCCGAUUCACCGGCGCCAUCGCCCUCCCCCUCCUUCUCUCUCGGCCGGCCUUCUCCUCCUCCCUACCAUGGCUAAAAGUGAGAUCACCUCUCAGUCUACCACUCCAAAAUCUCCCCAUCUGGCUUUCUCUGUCUCCAACGUCAAAUUACAUGUCCCUAUUCAACUCAGCUUUUUCUCAACCAAACUACAAAAAGUGGAGCCGGUUGUUUCUCCUCCUUGCACGUCGGUUCAACCUCCACGGUUAUCUUGAUGGCUCUAUCGUCCCCAUCUUCGACGACGAUGAUGAAUGGUUUCAACUUGACGCCAUUCUCCAGGGUUGGAUUCUCUCCACCAUCACGGAUGAAGUCUCUGAUCUUGUUAUUUCCUCCGUCUCUACUGCCUCUACUCUCUGGAAAAUUAUUCAUGAUCUGUUUCAUGAUAACAAACAUGCUCGCGCCAUGCAACUCGAGCACCAAUUUCGCACCACAGUCAAGGGAUCUACCCCCAUGGCCACUUAUUGUCAAGAACUACGAAAUAUUGCGGAUUGGCUGGACGACGUCGACGCUCCCGUCUCGGAGCACCAAUUAAUUCUUCAGAUGCUACGCGGCCUCCCCGAUGAUCUCCAGGCUCAGACCUCGUUCCUCCAAUUUCAGGAUCCCAUGCCAAGCUUUCUGCUGGUCCGGUCGGCUCUCCUCCUUGAUCGGCAACGGACUCCUCUAGGCAGCACCAGCAGCACGGCGCUGCUGGCAGGGCACGGCGGGAGCAACUACACCGGCAGACAGCACAGCGGCAAUGGCGAGCGUGGCUCCGGCAGUAACUCCGGCAAUGGGGGGACACUUUUUUGGCAGCAACUAUGGUGAUGGUUCAUCCUCCGGGCAGCG
Molecule: messenger RNA, 956 nt
Organism: Cuscuta campestris
Lineage: Eukaryota; Viridiplantae; Streptophyta; Magnoliopsida; Solanales; Convolvulaceae
Source: the annotation of a GenBank genome assembly